Melanotaenia boesemani (Boeseman's rainbowfish) is the source of this 736-nucleotide messenger RNA. RefSeq names its product hemopexin-like. Bases 131 to 703 code for a protein of 190 amino acids. Lineage: Eukaryota; Metazoa; Chordata; Actinopteri; Atheriniformes; Melanotaeniidae. The record is from RefSeq and is a predicted model, not a curated record. The transcript has 5 exons.
UUUACCAAAUGUUACUCUAGAUCCCAUUUUUAAGAAUCUGCUUGUGUUUUAUUUUAAUGCAGGGUCGUUUUAUGGUUAUCCACCACAGCAGUGCAAUGACUCCACUGGACAUUGUUGGUGUGUGAACAAAAUGGGAAGGGAAAGACCAGGAACCAGAACUCCACCUGGUACACAACCUGUGGAUUGCGACAAAGAAAGUCGUUUCUACAUGCGUCUGGAUACCGUCCGUGAUGGCCUCCACUCCUUACCUAUAACCAGGGCAUGGCAAGAAGUAGGUGACAGGGUGGAUGCUGCUUUCUUCUACUCCGACAAGAUGUACUUGAUUAAGGGUGAACAGGUUUACAUCUAUCUGGUAGAUUCCAAUUUCACCCUCAUUGGCGACCGUCCUCGAAGCUUGAAAUCUGAGCUGGGCAUUGAGGGACCUGUGGAUGCGGCUUUUCACUGUUUUAAUGACCACUUGGUUCAUAUAAUCCAAGGAAACAGAAUGAGAGACAUUAACCUUAUUGCCACGCCCAGGUUCAUCAUGAAAGAUCGGACUUUGCCGUUGUCCGAUAUUGAUGCUGGUCUGUGCGAUUCAGAUGGUGUUAAACUAUUUAAGGGCUCAGACUAUUACCACUUCCGUAAUGUUGAAUUAUUGGCUAGGGCAAAAAUUGCUCCUGAGCCGAAGAAGAUCACCUCAGCAAUGUUGGGUUGUGAGGAUUAAGAAUUGGAAUAAAGAUUUCACAGCACCUUACAA